Molecule: messenger RNA, 750 nt
Organism: Plasmodium knowlesi strain H
Lineage: Eukaryota; Apicomplexa; Aconoidasida; Haemosporida; Plasmodiidae
Product: haloacid dehalogenase-like hydrolase, putative
Exons: 1
Coding region: 1-750 (249 amino acids)
Cellular component (GO): cytosol
Molecular function (GO): phosphatase activity; magnesium ion binding
Source: RefSeq, a predicted model, not a curated record
AUGCGAAUGUUUACACAGAAGCAAAAGGACACAUACGAAAUAGAAAAAAUGGAUGGAGUGUACUCUCAUGGAGCUUACCUUAAUAUCAAAGGAGUGGAUUACGUGUAUAGAAAAUUUAGCAUGAUUGAUAUAGAAUUUAUUUUAUUUGCAUUGUCCGCACAUAAUGCAUUAAACAAUGCAGUUUUUAUAACGCCCAAUGUUGUAUACGUUUUUAAUGAUGAGCCAGAGUUUAAGAAACACUAUGCGGUAUGCGGACUGAAGGAUUAUGUACCAACAAAUGCAGGAAUAACCCAAUCCUUGGAUAAUAGACAGAAUGCAGUUCUGCUAACCCAUGUGAAAGACAUACUCAUGAUUGGUGACAUCGUGUCUAUAGAGAUUUAUGAGAAAAUACAUCCUCAACAGGAACCACUAAAGAAUCUGCAGACCGAAUUAUAUGGCGAGUUGGAAAAUAGAUUUAAGGUUUACGUUCCUCCCCAUAGAAGGAAGAUUGUCCUCUCACCUAUUAACACAUCCAAAAUACAGACCAUUCAACUGUAUGCUCAAUUUUAUGACAUUCCAUUGAACCAUAUUUUGUCAAUUGGAAAUGAUAACAACGACUUGGAAAUGUUGGCUUCCACUGGCUAUUCUGUGGUCGUGAAGGGCUCCACCAAGCCUGCGUUGAAGGUCGCUAGAUGCAUUAGCACCAAGACGAACAACGAGAACGCUGUGGCCAACAUCAUCUUCAGGGUCAUCACGGGAAGAUACAUGUAA